Lymnaea stagnalis (great pond snail) is the source of this 19602-nucleotide messenger RNA. NCBI's taxonomy places the organism in Eukaryota, Metazoa, Mollusca, Gastropoda, Lymnaeidae. The record is from the annotation of a GenBank genome assembly.
AGGAACCUGGAUAGGCGAAAGACAGGGAUGAUUACUCAUGUGUUUAUUAUAUAAUUGAAUUAUCACAUUUAUAAUAAAUAUAUUAUUCAUAAAAGCAUCAUAUGGCGUGUGAUAUUGAUGAGCUCGAAGUAAAUCCAUUUUACAAAGCACUCCAGGUAGGCCUAAACUAAAUUUAAAUACUAAAUGGUAAAGUAUAGGCAUAGGCCUAGGCCUAAGCCUAGUAGUGCCUAGUAGUAAAAGUAAAGUACUGAUUAUAAAUAUCGCCUAUAUACUAUAUAGUAUAUAGGCCUACUGGUAGUUUACUUUUUAAGAAUGUGGUUUUUUUAGUGUGAAUAUCUUCCAAUAGCUUCUAGGGAUCUUUUUGUAGUUAACGACCCCAUAGCUUAUACUUAUAGUUAUAGUUAUAGAGAGCUAUCGGUCUCAACCAGUAGGCGUAGGCUACAGAGUGUAGCUUCUACUUAAGUCUACUACUACUACUUCUAGGUGGCUGGGCUUAUGGUAGAUUACUAUUACUAUAAAUAAUAGUCUAUACUUAAUAAUUACUAUUCAUUAUACUAUAAAUUAUUAAAAAAACUACAAAUUCAAUUGGUGAUAGAUUGAUGUAGCGCAGUAUUGACUAACUUAAACUAAGUUAAAGUUAAGUCUUAGUAUUGGUAGUUUCUAUUAUCAUUUUUUAUUACUAUUAAUUACAUCACUGAAAUCACUCUUAAGUAUGGAUGUUGCCAAAACAAAAAACGUGUGCCAACAAAAAAAUUUUUAUGUUUAGUCUCAUAAAUUCACUCCAAUCGGAUUUUCAAGACAUAAUAAUAAUAAUACACUUAUUUUUCUUUCUUUAUAUUAUAUAUAUAUAUAUUUCAUACUAUGUAGACUAUCUUAAAACAUUGAUAACUAUUAUCAUUAAAUAAAUAGUAAAUAGUGAUUCCUAGACGUUAAAAUAAUUUGUGUAAUUGAUGCACAAUAUCCCCAAUGAAAUUGUUUAAUUUUACAUAAAAAUAUUGAUGCCUUUAUAUUAUUUAUAAGUAAGAUGUCCUGUUAAUGAAUUCAAGUUUAGCAUACCUUGUUCGUAGAUUUCAUUUCACAACUUGAAUGCAGUCCAUCAAUUAUAUCUUUUAUAAGUUAACGAGGGCUCAAUUGUGUAAUUAAUACUCAGUAGACCAAUCUCGCAACAGAAAAAAUAACGGGGGGGAGGGGGGGUUCGUCAUGUUCCUAAACAAAGAUUGACCUAAGCUUAUGUUAUCGUCUUUAAGCCUAAUCACAUUAUUAUACAGUUUCAUUCAACUAAACAUUCUAAAGUAACAAGAUUUUUUAAAAUAUGCACACUUUGUAUGCAGUAAAACUAUUAUUAUGGUAAAUAUAUUCAAAGAUAGUACUGUAGAUUUUAUAAUUAGUGCAGAGGUGUUAUCACUAGUAUGAACUAGUAAUGAAUGAAGUGGGCAAUACUUCCCCAGCGUCAUUGAGAGCGGAUAUUUCAAGCAAAUAUUUCAAGCUCCAAUUUUGGUUUGAUUUGAUUGGCUGGACUACCAAUAGCUCUUUAGAAGCUAUUGGUAGUUUACUGCAGAUAGCUCCCUAGAAGCUAUUGGUAGUUAGCUACCAAUUGACAUUUUCUUGUUAGUAGUAAUUAAUAGCAUUUGACAACUAUUUAUUAAUUUUUAAUUAGCUUAGGUCUAGCUAAUACAAUUAUUCAAUGAAAUCUUCUAGACUAAUUAGCUAUAAAUAGAAUUUUAUAUAUAUAUAUAUAUAUAUAUAUAUAUAUAUAUAUAUAUAUAUAUUUAUUUUUAAUUAGCUUAGGUCUAUCUAAUACAAAUAUUUAAUGAAAUCUUCUAGACUAAUUAUAUAUAUAUAUAAUUUUAUAUAUAUAUAUAUAUAUAUAUAUAUAUAUAUAUAUUUAUUUAUUUAUUUAUUUUUUUUUGGAAGCUAUGCAUAUGAUUAUGAUCAUAUGAGCUAGAUUCCUCAUUCUUAUUUUGAAAUUCACUAUGAUGACUAAGUUAAAUUUAAUUUUAUAAAGUUUACAGCCUUAAUAAAGUUUGUAGGGCUUAUUAUAACAAUAAGUUAAAGGUAAUAAUUCAUUUUAGUAAUUUUUAGCUUGAUAAAUUCAAUGCAAAUUGAAUUUCUUUUUUGUGUGUAUUAUAGUCAAUAUUUAAAAUAUUUAAAAGUCAAAUGACAUCUUUUUGUUCAAAUACAAGAACCUUUAAACAAAUAUCACGAGACUAAAAAAAGCAAAGUAUAUUUCAUACAUCUUUUGUUAUUCAUGGUGCCAUUGUGGUAUGUAAAAAAAAAUACCCUGUCUUCAAUGAUAUGUUUUAGUUUUAUUUGUGUUGACCCAUUGGAUGUAUCUAGAUUUUAAUAAAUGUUCUAUUUAUCUUUUUAUUACUUUAGUUAUGUCUAGGUGUUAGAUUAUUUCUUUCCAAACAGUGGUGGCUUUGGACAAGUUUAAAUAUCUAGGUAUCUUUUAUCGGUUUAUGAUUAUGAACUAAUAGUCUAGUUUAGCUAAAAAGUUAUAUUUCAUAUAUAUGUAGCUCUUAAAUUAACUCACAAAUUGCUUUAUAAAUAGGGCAGUUAUUAAAACUUACCUUUUUCCUGUACAAAAAUGUACGUGAGUGUGUUUAGGGGGUGGGGAUGGCUGAGGUUACACAAUCAGUUUAUACCACACCCUGUUUCGCAACUUUAAGAGAUGCAUCUCUGUUAGCAGCUGAUUUAAAUGUCAAUUUUUUUACAGUUAAUUUAAUGUAUGGUGUUUACUUUUGGUCUGAGACUCGGAACAUUUUUUAAAAAUCUUUCCACUCAUCAGCUGAAUAGACAAUAAACAAACAGAUUUUUAUAUUAAAAAUUCCUUUAGUACCAAUGAAGAUACAUGACAAACUAAUAGGAAAACAAUAAAUGAUUGCUCUAAAAACUAUUGCUUGAUGUAGUUCAAUCAGGUAACUUGGGCGUAUUGAAUUUAUCCCCAAAAAAUAAAUGAUUACCAAGCCUAUAUUCAAUUUUUUACCCUAAUUCAGCUUUCAGCAACCUUUUUUGAGUUAGGAGCCAUUUUUAGUGAGGCUUUCUGAUUAAAAUCAAACGUUGGAAGCCUGUAGACUGUUAAAGGUUGGAAAGGGGGGGGGGGGGGGGAACAAUUCUAUUAGUAUUAUAAAUAGGCCUAUUUAAAAAAUGGUGAUCAUGAUGCUGAUACAUUUGUGCAGUAGUCAAUGCACUAGGAUUAAAAAUACUACUAGGCCUAUACUAUAAUGUAAGAAUUUAUAAUUUAAUUUCAUUCAAAUCGGUAUAGUUUACUUUAACUUAAAUGCCCAGCUAUUGUUCACGGUUUUCUGAUGGCCCAAAAUGGGAGACCCUAAGCAAAAUAAUUAAUUCUCAUGACUCCUCCUUACCUUUUUUAUGCAUUACAUUUUGUUAAAAAUUCUAUUAAAAUGAGUUAAAAUUAGAAUUGUUGUGAACAGCAGAUGGAUGCCCUCUGGAUAAACUGCUGUCAUAGACCUGAUGAGGGCUUUUUACUUAAUUGGCCGAAGCAUACUUUAAAGCCUCAAGCACAAUAUUUACCACCCCACCCCUCCUCCCAAAAGCUUACUGUCAUCUUGUUGCUAACAAGGACAUGGACAUUUGAUAACUUUUCAGAUAUCAACGAAGUGAAAAGAAGGUUGCGCUCUAGCAUUUGAAACAACUUGCUCUUCAUACACCCCCACCCCCCCCAAACCAUACGUUUUCGAAGACUCCAGCUAGCUGGAUAUUUUCCCUUGUCAAAAUUUGUCUCUAAGGCACUCAACCCAUAACUGUUCUUUGGCAGCCGUAACAUCACACAAGAAGAAUGCUGUUGAUGCCUGCAAGGAGCCUGGGCUGCCUAUCAACCUGAAAAUUACACCCCUUCACUGGUUUGGCCAUGUUGAAAGGUGAAUUAAAAUAGGGGAACAUUCUGCUGGAGGUCGAUCCUUAGCUGCAAGGACAAGUGAAAGAAAGACAUGAAGGGAGCUUGUAUUAACAUCAACAAUAUAAGGGGCUAUCCAGAAGCAUAUACUGCAUUAUGCCUUGCCCUCAACUAUGGAUUUCAGUGGACAGAAGAGUUGCAGAAGGCUUGUCUUGCUGAAAACAGAGCCAGCUGAGUGCUAUGGAGCAACAACCUUAGAUGUUCACACACAGCAAGGACUGCAACUCAGAAUCACACAUGCCAACCAGGGGGAUCAAAAACUGUACCGGUACAAGAGUCCCAAAAAAACAACUGUAUAACGACAUGAAAAACUGUACAGAACAAAAAUUAAAAGUUGGAAAAAGGAAUUAUUUAUAACGGUACCUUUUUCAUUUAAGUAUCGAUGUUUUAAAAGCAUUCAAAACUUGCCACCUUGAUGAGUUUGAAAACCUAAACAACAAGUAUAUUUUCCACAGUACUCAGUAAAAGACAUGUCAUUGAAAUAAAAUUUGCAAAUAAAAUCUCCGCCCUCGUAACUUUACCCCAUAGAUUAUUUACAUGAUGGGGCUGAGAAAAGAAGGAUUUAACAGAGGUAGAAUCUCCCUUCAUUGCCUCAAAGUUUUGUAUGUGCAACUAUGUUUUAAAAUGUGCUUCACUGUCAUAAUGGACUGAAGCAGGCACUUAAUUGUCUUUUUUGCAAAAUGCAUCAGAUUGAUGAAGCUUUGAUAAUUCUCUGGUAUUUGGGUCAGUCACUUAGUUAUAAUAAGAUCUCAACCCCCCCCCCCCCCCCCCCCGCCUUUUUAAAAUUUUUUUUUUUUUUAAAACUUAGGAUCACCCACUUAAUUGGAAGUUUACAGCUGUAGUAACAACAGAAAGAAAGAAUAUAACUGUGAUUCUUGCGGCUCUAAAUAAAAUCUAGACCAAUGAAGAAAAUGGCUUCCACUUAAGUGGUAGAAAGUGUUAACAUGUUUAAAUUAAUUUAUGCCAUAGUGGGCCUAGUGGCUAAAGAUCACUAAUGUAUUUAUGUUUAGGCCUGGUGAUAUUAAAAAAAUUUAAUUUAAUAAGAAAUAAACAUUCACUAACACAGCAGUUCUUGCUAAGAAUUACAGAAACAGAUUUUUAUAUAUGGUUUACUACUCAAAGUAGUUGCUGCUACCGUUACCACUGUAAGGAUUCCCACAUAACAAAUAGUGAAAUUUCACGUAGAUGUUGGUCGAACCUCACCAAGAAUACUUAGAUACUGUUUACCUAUCCAAACAUUGGGUCAAAGGUUGUUUUGCAGGACCAGUAAUAAUUAAAUUCCGUGACCUACAAGGAAUUUAUUGUAACUGUAAAAAUUAUGGGUAAACUGUACUGAUUGGCAUGUGUUAUAUAGCCUAGGUGUUGACCUAGUUGUUCAUCCUGUGAGGUGUAAAACCAUGGCAUGAAACCCUAUACCUCCCCCUUUGUCUUUGUUACUGACGUCACCAAUUAACUAGGUGACAUGUGCUGCCAUUUCUUUCCACCACUACCCUUCAUUGGGAAAGUUUGUUUACGUUUCCAGAAAGGUCUGUAUAGAGAGAGAAUAAUACUCUCUGACGGUUGAAUUUCAAGACUUUCAGUUCUGGUGGGUUCUGGUGCUCUCACUAUAAAUAUGACGGUCGACUUUGAGAAGCAGCAUUACGAGACUUACAGGAGCCCCACCAGACUUACUAUAUUUUUCACUGUGUGUGUGAAUUACGUUUUUUUUUACUUUUCUGGUAUUAGACUUUUUCACUUGCUGUUUUGUAAGUUAAAAUAGUUUUUAGUUUUGUUUUAUGAUUUUUGUGUUUUAAUCAAAAUAAUCUAAUGUAAUAAUAUAGUUAAAUUGAUUAUUUUUAAUAUCCCUAGCUUUGGUACCAGUAUUGUUUUUCUUUGUAAAUUGAUUUUUCAGGCUUUUGUUACAUAUUGUUCAUCUAACUAGCCAAAUCUUAAAACAGAUUAAAUUAGUAAAACCAUAGAACUGUACAUACCAUUUUGUAUGAACUCCAAUAAGCUAUGACAUAGUCUCAUGAUGUGGACCUACAUAUUACAGUCAUUGACUUCUGCACUUUGUCAAUUUAAAAAAAAAUUGUGUACAUUUUUCCUGUUUUCAUUGUAUCCCUGUGUUUACAAGAGACAAAUGAUUUGCAAUAUAUACAUUUAAUUAAAAUAAGGGGCUGGGUGGCCAUUUAAAAAAAAAAAAAAGAAAGUCUUCUGAAUAUUUUCAAAAAGAAAAGAGAAACAAAGUAGAUUAGCAAUAACAAAUACUCAUUCAUAUUUCAUAUUUUAAUUUCUAUACUCCAAUAUAACACAAAAAAAGGGCUCACAUUUCAAACAGAUGAUUUAUGUAGAAUUUUUAACUUAAAUUUUAAAAAUGCAGGAAUAGCUUCUUUUUUUUUUUAAAUUAAAAAAACCAUAGCAAAUAUUCUUAAAUAUUUGCUAUAUAAAACCGGAAAAAUCAAUUGUAAGGAAUGAUGGGGAGUCAAAAAGUUGAACCACGCUAUGCCUACCAUUACAUAGAGUAAGAUUGACAUCAUAUAUAUUGUUAUUACAGACACAGAAAUUUUAACCAAAUUGCUAUAAAUCCGAGCAGAAAAUAUAUUUUUUUAAAAAUCAAGAUAAAGACAUUGGUUUGAGAAGAAAUGUUGUAGUUUCAAAGGCACUUAGGAUUAGUAGUGUCAAAAACUUUUUUUUUAAAAACAUUUUUAUCUUCAUUGUCAGCAUCUUAUAUUAUCAUCAUCAGCCUUAAAUUAAAAGUGUGACUGUUCAUCAGGGUCACUGUGACCGAAAUGCAAAAAGUGCUAUCACAUAGAUAGGGGACUGGUUAUGAGAAGCUCAUCACAAGAAUAAACACACAAUUAAAAAAUUAUUCCAAAUGCCUUGCUGAGCAAUAAUAAAAAUUUUCUAAUUAUUUUUUUAUUCCAUUAAAAAAAAAAAAAAAAAACUCUCUUAUUACCGGUACUAUUAGAAAUACAGCUUCAUUUGAAAUAGUCUAAUAAACACACAAUUAAAAAAUUAUUCCAAAGGCCUUGCUAAAAAAUAAAAAAAAUUUUCUAAUUAUUUUUUUAUUCCAUUAAAAAAAAAAAAAAAAAACUCUCUUAUUACCGGUACUAUUAGAAAUACAGCUUCAUUUGAAAUAGUCAUUUACUUUUGAUUGAGUCUGUGUGUUUCAUUUGUUCAUUUCACUUAAAUCUAGACAUGGAUUGGAGAUGAGGUAUCCUUUGGUCAUUUCACUUAAAUCUAGACAUGGAUUGGAGAUGAAGGAAAAUAACUACGGACACUGGCACCUGUCAAGCUCUAGUGAUGAAAUAACUCAUGACUUGUUUGUUGUUUUUGUGUUUCCACUCCAGUCCCAAUAUGUUGAUUUGUAUGAAAGAGCCCAGGAAUGCUGUUAUCUUCUUUGUAUACCACAGUCAUCCACUAUCAGCUCGAAUGCCAUCAACACAGACUUUGUUGGUAAGGUUUCAUUGACAAGGAGUCUAACAUUAUGCUAGCUAUUUAAAACUUGAUCAGACUCAGUCAUUAGUCAUCUGUGAUGUGGUUGUGGAAAACAGCUGAUGGUAUUAGUUAAGUCUAACAAAAUAACUACAUUUGUGAAAUUAAAAAGUAAGAAAUCCAUAUUUAAAAAAAAAAAAUCAUGUUUCUCUGUGUUUGUGUGUGUAAAAAUCAUGUUUCUCUGUGUUUGUGUGUGUAAAAGUUCAUGUUUCUCUGUGUUUGUGUGUGUUUAAAAAUCAUGUUUCUCUGUGUUUGUGUGUGUUUAAAAAUCAUGUUUCUCUGUGUUUGUGUGUGUUUAAAAAUCAUGUUUCUCUGUGUUUGUGUGUGUUUAAAAAUCAUGUUUCUCUGUGUUUGUGUGUGUUUAAAAAUCAUGUUUCUCUGUGUUUGUGUGUGUUUAAAAAUCAUGUUUCUCUGUGUUUGUGUGUGUUUAAAAAUCAUGUUUCUCUGUGUUUGUAUGUGUUUAAAAAUCAUGUUUCUCUGUGUUUGUGUGUGUUUAAAAAUCAUGUUUCUCUGUGUUUGUGUGUGUUUAAAAAUCAUGUUUCUCUGUGUUUGUGUGUGUUUAAAAAUCAUGUUUCUCUGUGUUUGUGUGUGUUUAAAAAUCAUGUUUCUCUGUGUUUGUGUGUGUUUAAAAAUCAUGUUUCUCUGUGUUUGUGUGUGUUUAAAAAUCAUGUUUCUCUGUGUUUGUGUGUGUUUAAAAAUCAUGUUUCUCUGUGUUUGUGUGUGUUUAAAAAUCAUGUUUCUCUGUGUUUGUAUGUGUUUAAAAAUCAUGUUUCUCUGUGUUUGUAUGUGUUUAAAAAUCAUGUUUCUUUGUGUUUGUAUGUGUUUAAAAAUCAUGUUUCUCUGUGUUUGUGUGUGUGUAAAAAAAUCACGUUUCUCUAUGUUUGUGCAUAUAAAAACAAGAAGUGUCAACUAGAUCUAUCAGAUCACGACUGUGUUAUUUUGAUAUGAACUGAAACAAAGUUCAGGGUUUAUAAAAAUUCAAUAAUUUAGUCAUCAACUCAAUCAGAUUUAUUUUGAUUUUUUUUUCAGAAACACACAUCCUACGACCGUCUCCUUAUUUCAAAGGGUAAGUUUUUAUUAAUGUUUGCACAGCUUUUCCAUUCAAUGAUCAAGUAUGGGAGUGGGAGGGCCUCUCUGAAUCAGCUUACCGUUUUUUGUUGUACGCCAAGAAUGAUAAGUUUUGUGAAUGAUUGGAGCUCAACAUCUGUCUCAGUGUAUGGAAGAUGUGUGUUUGUUGUAAUUUUCUAAACUACGUCAUAAUUUAUAUUUCAUCAGACAGUUUAUGACAACCCACUCAUCCAACAGCAAGACAUUGGGCCUAUCGGAUGACAGUCGAUACUUCAGAACCAUAAAUGGUGAGUGUAAAAUCUUCUAGAUUCUAUCUAAAUAUAGUAAUGCAAUAUAGUUUAUAACUACCUGACCAGUCCCAACUUCCUGUCAACAGCAAACCAAGUUAAGGAUAUUUCAUCCUCCUGUUUUGUUAUUUUUUAAUACCGUUGCGUCUGCUGAUGAAAGCUUUCAGCCAAAACAUUCUCUUGACUGUCAUGUAUUUUCAUUCAAUCGCAUAGCUUGCUCUUACAAUUAGAUGCCAUUUGGUUGGCAUACAUCAAGAGGGCUGAGGCAUAAAAUUCUGAUAUUCUGUUUUGCUUUUUAUUGUUUUUUUGUCAAGACACAUUUGUAAGCGCAAGUGAGGAUAAUAUAUUCACAAACUCUUCUUCAGUUGUCAAAAAGGUCUGUUUAUAUUUUUUAUGUUGUUUUUUGUUGUUUCAACAUCUUGUGUUAUGAUACAAACCAACAUGAGAUAAGUUAUUAUGCUUACAAUGCUUGAAUAGAGACAAUGGUUAUGUUGUUUUUUGUUGUUCCCACGUUUUAUGUUAUGAUACAAACCAACAUGAGAUAAGUUAUUAUGGUUACAAUGCUUGAAUAGAGAAAAUUUUUAUGCUACUUAUAUGACUAACUUAGUUUGUAAUUUUUUAAUUUUUUUUUAGGGUUUACCGUCACAGAAGAAAUUCACAUUCUUGGAGAAGAAUUGGCAUACAACAGGGUAGGUAACCAGCCAUUAAGGGUGAACCUGAUUACAUGCCAUGUUACUAACCAUAAUGACUCCAUGUGGGUACAGGAUCUGUAACUGACUAGGAGCAAAAUUCACCCACUGCCAUCCUGAUUGCUAGUUGCAAGAUGCAACUACUACUAAUAGUAGGUUUUGCAUUGGGUUAACAACCCAUUCGUGAUGCAAUUGAAUCAUUCACAAACCCUCAAACCAGCCGAAACUGAAAGGGAGAUGAAUUGUUGAAUACCUGUCUACAAUGUCCAGUUAUGCAGAUUAUCUCUUAAUUAAUCAAUAUAUAAUUAGAGAAUAUUGUAUAAAAACUUUACCAUCAUUGUUUACCCUAGACACAUACAAAUGUGAGAUAGGUUUUGGACAAAAUGUUUUGGAUCAUAAGUCCUUUUUAAUAUUCAUUCGGCAAAAAUUUUAUUAUUCCUAAACCUCCUUUAUGAAUACAUAUUAAAAAAAUGAUAGAUUUGAAUGAACCCUUGCAGUCUCACAGAACUGCACCUACAGAUGUAUCACAACCAUAAAUUACUUUCUGUUACAGGAUUAUAAACCGUACAAGAUUCUUAUCCUUGACAGACCACUUGACUCUAAAUUUAAGGUACCUUUACAGUCCAUUUUAUGAACCGCUACAGUAAUUUUUUUUGUCAAUUUACAAAUACAUUUUUAGAUUUAAAAAAUAAAAAUUUAAAUAUAAUGUAAACAUUAAAAACACUUACUAUUAAAAUUUAACUAAAGUAAAUGAAAAAACAAAUAAAAUUUUAAAAGCGCUGUAAGUUAAAUCACAUGUAGCUACUAUUUUUGUAAAUGAAAUACUUCAUAAAACCAUUUCUGUAUGUGGCCUUCAAAGAACUACUUUUCUGAAAACUUUUUAAUUUUUACCUUGCUUAGGACGAAGGUAUGAUUUUUGUAUCCACAUUUAAUUGAAUAUCAGCAUGUCAUGAAACAUUGAAAUGAAGAUGACAGUUUCAGGGGAAGUCACUCUAAUCAAGUGCUCUGCCUUUCAUGUGUUUAGUAUAAACAUUGGCAGAACUAGACAAAACAUGUUUUUCAAAAAAUUUAAUUGUAUUAUACAUAACCCACUUACGAUACCACUAACUGUUUGUGAAUGGUCUGUUUGUGUGUAGGUGAAAACUCAAGAAUCUGAAUCAACAGACAGACAUUUUCAAACCUGCUUGCUGUCUGUCAAAGAGUAAGUACAAAUCUCAUGUGUUAACUGUAUAAAAGAUUUGCUUGUGUCAGAAUCCUGCUUAUUUUCUUAGUUUAAAAUAGAUGGCCUUUUUCUUUACAUGAAAGUUUAUUUUUUGUCAAACAUUCAUGUGCUCUGGACAUGUUAUGUGAUCCAUUUUGACAUUGCUCACUGAAGCUUCCUUUAAUGCCUCACAGUCAUUGAUGAUGAUUGUAGAAGCCUCCUCCAAUGCCUCACAGUCAUUGCUGAUGGUUGUAGAAGCCUCCUCCAAUGCCUCACAGUCAUUGCUGAUGAUUGUAGAAGCCUCCUCCAAUGCCUCACAGUCAUUGCUGAGGAUUGUAGAAGCUUCCUCCAAUGCCUCACAGUCAUUGCUGAUGAUUGUAGAAGCUUCCUCCAAUGCCUCACAGUCAUUGCUGAUGAUUGUAGAAGCUUCCUCUAAUGCCUCACAGUGAUUGCUGAUGAUUGUAGACGCUUCCUCCAAUGCCUCACAGUCAUUGCUGAUGAUUGUAGAAGCUUCCUCAAAUGCCUCACAGUCAUUGCUGAUGAUUGUAGAAGCUUCCUUCAAUGCCUCACAGUCAUUGCUGAUGAUUGUAGAAGCUUCCUCAAAUGCCUCACAGUCAUUGCUGAUGAUUGUAGAAUCUUCCUCUAAUGCCUCACAGUGAUUGCUGAUGAUUGUAGAAGCUUCCUCCAAUGCCUCACAGUCAUUGCUGAUGAUUGUAGAAGCUUCCUCAAAUGCCUCACAGUCAUUGCUGAUGAUUGUAGAAUCUUCCUUCAACGUCUCAUGAUAAAAUACUCUAUUACUCGAUUCGAGCAUCUUCAAGUAUUUCUGGCAAUGUUUGUCGAUGGCGCUCUACAACACUGUCUGUCAAUGAAUACCCAGACACACCAUACGUUGGAACACAAACACUUAAUUAGUGACUAGGGUUCUUCUUUAUUACGUUUAUCUGUCCAGCUGAUUCACCUGGUUACAGGAUCUCCUUAAAACUACAUAGUCUAUCCAAAACACAGGAGCUGUCACUCAUGCACGUCUCGUGACUAUCUCCUUAAUCACCUCUCCCCUUUCCACUCUCUCUAUCUCACGUGUUAUAUCCACACACUUGUGUUUUAUUCUAUUCCUGUCAUCCAAUGAUCAUUCAGACACAAUCUUAACACUCAUGACACAACUCAUGAAACCAAACAGUUUUCCUACUAACAACAGAACUACACAUCUGCCCACUCUUCAUUACAUGGAUAAUUGUCAUCACACUGACUCAUUGGAUAAGUUCAUCUCCACUCUUCUCAGUGAAGUUUUUGUUCAUGUUAUAAUCACACUAAGUCACUAAUGAAAACAUUUGUCUGGUUUACUUCCAGUUGCACUGAAUUUUUGAAGUCUCGUCCAGAACUUAAAGAGGUAAAGUAAUUAUUUGACAUCGUGUGUUCGAACAUGACAGCUCUAAAACUCAAUGGUUGUCACUGUUGAGUUUUCUCUCCUCUGCUAAUGUAGACACAAAAAUAAUAUUAAUUCAAUUGCGCCAUUGGAUACUAAUUUUUCUACAUAAAAAUAUAUAUUUUAAAUUAUAACACACAACAGACAAAGGUUUGAUGUGACAUUGGGCUAGUAAUAAAUAUAUAAAUAUACAUAAUAAAUAUAUAAAUAUAUUUAAGUAGUUUUUAGUGAAACCUAAAUUAACAGCUAGAAGUUAAAAUAUUUUUUAAGCUAGGUGUGUGAUUUUAACCUUAAAAAAUAGCUUCAAAUAUACAGAUUUUUCAUAGAAUGAACAGUAUAACAUAUUUUUUAAUGGUUUUAAAUACUUUGAUUUUGAUGUUGUCAAUGCAUUUAUGGGGACUUAAAAGAUAUAGCAUUUUGAAAAUUAAAACAUGAAUUUUGAUUCAGUGCUUAAAAGACUUUUGUUAUUGAUUAAUGUUUAAGGUUUUCUUUUUUUCUUGUUUGUUUGUUAAAAAAAGUCUUUAGAAAAUCUGAAUGUCAAGAUCAAAGAGUUUGUGUCCCACUAUAUGGUACUACCUGACUACCUGGAUGAGGCUGCCCACAGACUGGAGGAGAUCAGUACACAGGCCUUUCAGGUGACCAAUUUAAACUUGGUUUGAACAAUGGACAUAUUUUAAAAUGAUAGCUUAGAGAUCCAAAUCUUGGAAUAUUUACAUUGUGUUGCAUUAGCUCCCUAUUUAUGUCAGGACUUGCCAAUGAAGUGCCAACUCAGAGAGAUUAAAAUAAGUAACAGUGGACUUUACACAUUUCUCACCUUUUUAAAUUAAUAACUUCUUUAUUCAGUCCUCAAAAAAAUGAGUUUUUCAUUUUGUUCGAUUGUGGUCUUUCUGUUAAUUUGACUAAAAACUUGGCAGGAGAUGGCAGGCAAGUUGAAACCAAUAAAGUCCAAUCCUAAAAUGAAAGAAAUGCUUGCUGGAACCAUAGAAAGGUAAAUAAAGCUAACUGAAGGUGGCAACGUUUGUACAUGUUUUUAUUAUUUUACAUUAUUUUUCUUUCUUCUCACUUCUGGUAUGUAUGAAAAUAAUUGAAGACCUUAGUGCUAAAAGUACUUAGGUCACAAAAUGCUCAUCUUGAGAUAGUCACGUUCAAAUAUUCUUUUUGUGAUCAUUUUCUUUUUUUGUCUUGUUUAUUUAAAGGACUUAGGUAAAUUUUACAGUGUUCAAAUUUCUGCAGUGAACUUGGCUAUACUUGAUAAGAAAAGGUCACAGUUUAGAUUUAUUUUGACAAAAAUGUGACUUAUGUACUUUUAGCACUAGGGUCUUCAAUUUAUGAUUUUAAUUACCAAAAAUGGUAGAUUAGCCUACAUCAGGUUUACACCCCCUCCCCCCGAAUCGCCAGGUUAUAUUUGGGGCCACAAAAUCUUUGAAAGAAGAACUUAAGAUGUAUAUGUAUAAAUAAAGAGCACUUUUAGAAAAUUAAGACAAUUUAAUAAAAAAUAAAUAAUGCAGGGUAGGCAUGAUGGAAGUAAAAAAACAAAUGUUAAAGUGGGCAAUGAGCAAUGAACUCUAGAGAAAUGAAAGACUACAUAAACUGAAGAGCAUAGUUAUAUUACCUGUUCUGACCAAAAGGUAGAGAAACUUCAACUGAUCACCAGAUUAGUUUACCUGAGCCAACCAGAGUGAUUAGAAAACCUGAGCUGACCCCCUCAGAGAAAUUAAAUGUUACAUUUUUUGGUUGCAAUUAACUGUAUCCUACUGCUUCACUCAAACAGUUUCCUGUCCUUUCCAGCUACCUGAUGAAUGCAGUCUAUGACAAACUGUUUCCUGUCAUAUGUCAGCACAUGUCAGCAAGAGACAAAACACUGUUGGCCAAAUGUCAAAAAGUCAGCAAAGUCAAGCCUGAACAGAUUGGAGUCAAGAGAGAAUUUUCCUGUCCACUACCUAUGGCUGUAAGAAUGCUUCUCCUGUUUGAAAAAAAGGCAGUUAAAAAAACAACCAAAAUUUAAAUUUCUAGCCAGUUUUUUUUUUAUUCAAGAAUUUAAAAUUAAUUUUUCAAAAUAUUUUUCUUUUUUUUUUUCAAACUCUCUAAUUUUGGAAACUUGAUAGUUCCUUAAAUAAGUUUGUCCCAGUAAAUAUUUGUUUAGGUCUUGAGACUUCCCUAAUACUUAAUAUUUAGAUUUUAGAUAUUCAAUCAUUUAAAAAUUCAUGAAAUUCUUUUCAGUUUUAUAUGAUAUUGUAUCCAAAAAAAACAAGAUAAAACAUGGUUAAUUUAAAAUUGUUAAACAAAAUAGGAAAUCAGGGUGAAAAUUGAACAGAACAGAUUGUUGAGCAAUGAUUUUAUGUCUUUUACAUGGACAGGUUGUUGAGCUGGCAAAUCUUGGAUCAUUGCGCACUCCGCGAGAGAAAUUGUUUUGUUUGAAAUCCACAGUGGUAUGUAUGUUUUCUGUUGUGUGGUAUGGGCUUGUCGAUCACAAAACCUUGACACGUUUGAAGACAUAAACAAGUUUGAUCCACAACUGUUUUAUCAUCAGACGGAUAUAAAAUCAUUCCAAAUGUUAAGUCAGCACAGUGCUUCGAUGGUGGAGUUGUCACCCUCACAACAAAGACUUAGCUGGUUUGAAUUUCCUUAUGUUAGCCCUGUCAAUCAACUCAUCUUGGAGAGAAUGAGUUUAAAAAAAUUAAAUAAAAAAACUCCCCUAACUUGUGGGUUAAACUGGCUGGACACUGACCAGGGGUCAAAAUAUGGAGGACUAGCGUUCUGGGCACAAAACCUGAUGCUGUGAACACUCGCUGUAAUAUCGCCAGAUAAGCUGCAGAUGCCAAACAAAAAAUCAAAUAAAGGAGAUUCUAAAUGUUUUAAAAAAAGUAAAAUAAAAAUUUUGAUAGUAGACUUUACAAAGCACAUUGAUGAAUAUUGUGUUUUGGGAAUGUUGAUUUUGUGUCGGGACAAUGUAAUAAAUACAGCAUUAGCCAAUAAAUACACUGUUGGAAUAAUGUGUCAUAGACUCUCAAUUAUUCAAUAACUUAUUAAGAACAAGGACAUGUUUAACAUAUAAAAAAAGGAAGCGUUUACUAACAAGGAAGUGUUUAACUUAUAAUAACAAGGAAGUGUUUAACUUAUAAUGAAAAGGAAGUGUUCACCAAGAAGGAAGCUUUAACACCACCAUUAAUGAAUUAUAUAUUAUGACAGGAAAAUGACUGACUCAUUCCUUAAUCCACCAGGACAAUAUCACCAAGGGAAUAGCUGUGUCCAUCAAUGAGAUUCAUCAGGCGCCCAACCCUGUGGGAUUAGAAUUAGGUCAGUUAUUUCUUUACUCGCGUGUUCUGGGAGUUUUUCUUACACCAAUAGCUAAACUCUAACCUUCACAGCACCAUCUCUUCCAUCUGUCUUUAGAUACGUCAGAUAGUCUCAUCUCUUACCACAACCCUUUCUUCCAUUACGUUGUUUGCAACUGAUAGUCUCGUAUCUUCCAUCUAUCCUUUGAUAUGUCUGAUAGUCUCAUCUCAGGCCACAACCCUCUCUUCCAUUAGCGGUUCAUAUCUGCAGCAACAAAAACAUCCUCCAUCCAUAACUGUCUACCUUCAGCUGUCCUAGCUGCCUCAUCUACUGCCAUAACUCUGCCGUUUUAUGCAGUUGCCAUAAUUGUUACAUUUCACCCCUUAAAUCUCCCAUCUCUCUCCCUACACCUGCCCAGUCCAAAGCAUCACUGACUUCUCUAAUGCGUUAUCAUCACUGACUCCUCUCAUGCUUUUCUUGUCUUCAGCAAAGCCAGAAGCUUGCAUCACAACAGAUGACCUAAUUCCUAUACUUGUGAGUAUGUGUUAAAAAAAAAAACCCUCACAAAAAAUCCAUAUUUAGAAAUUAGUAUCAAACCAAUUUGUUAGAAACCUGUUUGCAGGAAACCAAUUUGUUAGAUAUCAGUUUGUUAGAAACCAGUUUGUUAGAAAUCAACUGUUAAAAAUCAAUUUGCUAGAAAUCAAUUUGUUAGAAACCAAUUUGUUUGAAAUCAGUUUGUCAGAAAUCAUUUUGUCAGAAAUCAAUUUUCUAGAACGAAAUCGAUUUGUACAGGGGAAUGUUGUUUGAAUGGAAGUCUUUGUUUCUGUUUUGAGGAUAAUUAUAUUCAUCAUCAUAGGUCUUUGAUUUAAUCAAUUACUUAAUAUCAUUCUUUUAUAGAAACAAAUUUUAAGAAAUCAUAGAGUUAAAUUUAACAAAUUUCAUUUUUAUAUCCAUAUUAUUAUAACUUUGUAUUUUGGUCAUUCUUAUUUGUUUCCUUCACUGCAUAUUUGUUUAAGGUUACUGUGAUAGCUAAGGCCAAGUGUUGUCAUCUGAACAGUGAUUUGUUUUACACAGAAAAGUUUAUGUGGACAGCUGCAGACAGAGACAUGGAUGACCUGGGGUAAGUGGUGGUUGCCAUGGCAACAGUGGGGCAACAGUGGCAUGGAUGACCUGGGGUGAUUGGUAGUUGCCAUAGCAACAGACAGACAUGGAUGACAUGGGGUAAUUGGUGAUAGCCAUAGCAUUAGAGACAUGAAUGUACUAGGGUAAGUGGUGAUAGCUAUAGCAGCAGAGACAUUGGAUUACCCGGGUAAAGUGGUGGUAGCCAUAGCAUCAGAGACACGGAUGACCUGGGGUUAGUGAUGGUAGCCAUAUCAACAGAGACAGCGAUAAUCCGGGUUAGUGGUUGGUAGCUAUAGCAACAGAGACAGGGAUGACCAGAUUUAAAAAGUGCUGGUAACCAUAGUAACAAAACUCUGAAUGUCAAUUUUUUAAAUUUUUUUUUUCCAUUUAUAAAAACAUUACAGAAUUCUUGAAAAUUGUACAACUUUGUAUUUACCUCACCCUUCACUCCUUCCACUGUAUGGCUCUCCUGGACGGCUCAUAACAAGAUAGUUGUCUAACAAUGUACAACAUUUCAGGUUUUGCUUGGUGUCCUUCAAGGCUGCUGUACAAUACAUGGCUGAGGCUGACUUCACAGAUUUGAAAGAAACAGAUGAAUCUGAGGUCAGUUGCAGGUCAAAGUUUAAAAGGUCGGCAGCCUACCAUGUUGGAAUGGGAACCCAGGAGAUGCAUCUCUCAGCUCCUUAGUCACCGUCCAUAGGGUUACACCUGGUCGAAAACUUGAAUCUUCUUUAUUUUUUUAUGGAGUCUUAUGCAGAGGUUAUUCCAUAUAAAAUGUUGAUACCUGCUCUAAGAAAAGUCAUGCUGAUCAAAUGUAUUGAUUAAAAUAUUUGUUUUCUUUCUUGGAAAACUCUAUGAUAGAGUGUAGCAAGGGUUUAUGCCGCCCGGGGCUGGCCAAGAUUUGUGCAGCCAGCCCCUACUUCCGAGCAAAUAAAAUUCACCGAUGGCAAUAAUGUAGGCCUUCGGCCAAUAAUGUAGGCCUUCGGCCAAUAAUGUAGGCCCUUGGCCAAUAAUGUAGGCCCUCGGCCAAUAAUGUAGGCCCUCGGCCAAUAAUGUAGGCCCUCUGCCAAUAAUGUAGGCCCUCGCUCAAAUUUAAGAAAAGAAAAGUCCUUCCCCUGAGUUGGACCCCCUUUCUCUCUCCCUCCACGACACUUUCCCACUGCACUCAAUGAGAGGCAUUUUAAAAAAAUGCUGGAAUGUUUGUGAAUCUAAUUUUGUGAAUGUUUCAUUAAAGCGUUUUUAUCACCUGGCUCUUCAGAUCAGUUUGGAAGAUCUGAUGGCUGCCACCAGCUGCGCGGGUGAGUCCAUCAGCAGCAGAAACAGAUCAUCCCACCAUGUUUUACCUGACCUGGACGUCAAGAGUAGACGUGAGAGGCAGCUCAAUAGGAUCAGUGGGCUGCUGGAGAGGACAGUCCUUGACUUGAAGAGUGACAAGAAAUCCCAAACGAACUCUCAGCAAAUACAGAGCAUCUUCCCUGGUCAGAAUUGUUUGGGCAUUGCUCACUAUAUAACAUUGAUCCCUCUAUACCAAGGGUUCUCAACCUGUGGGUCGUGACCCCUUUGGGUGUCAAAAGACCAUUAGACAAUGGUCGCCUAAGUACAAUGAAAAACACAUAUUAAUGAAGUAGCAAAAAAAAUAGUUUUAUGGUUGGGGGUCACAUCAUGAGGAACUGUAUUGAAGGGUUGUGGCAUUAUGAAGGUUGAGAACCACUGCUCUAUGCUGAUGUUGUUAUUUUUUUAUCAUUUUUAUUCAUUGUAUUACUAUUAACCAUAGCUAAUGAAAAAGCACACCUGUUUAGAUUUAAUAAAAUGAUGUCACCAUGUAUGUAACAAGACCACUUUAAUUUUUUGGGGCACCACUUCACUCCUGUGGCUCACCUUGCUUUGGUCAUAUAAAUUUAACAGUCAGAAAUGGAUGUGGUUACUGAAAGAUAAAAUAUUUCUCUUCAGAUCGUGUUUCUGCCAAGCCGGAAGUUGUGCAAGUUCAAGGAAAGGAAAAGUCAAAAGUUCAACUAGGGUAAGGUGUCUGUUUCUGCAGUUAGUAUCACCGUGGUUUGGAUAUAUUUAAGAGUUCACUAAGCCUUAAGUUCACUAAACCUUGAGUUCACUAAGCCUUGAGUUCACUAGUGUUGUUUUUCCCCCUCUUCAUAAGGGGAAAAAAACAACACUACUGUCUAUUAUAACAAGUUUGAAUUUUUAAAACAGAUUUUUAUUUGCUGUGUUUUUCAGGGAUUUCCUCUCAGCCUUACAAGAGGAUGAUUUUGAUCAGUCUUUUGGUAAACAGACGUAGCAGCCUACCGGGUACUUAAAAACAAUUGCAACCCAUCCUUCCCCACACAUCAAUCAUCUACCAUGGUCUGGAGUUGACAACACGCCUCUGAUCAAGACACCAUCUAUCAGUUUGAGCUGCUUUUGCUCACACAAUAAAACAGUACAUCAAACAAUCGGUGCAGAGCUUUACAUACGAAGCCAGUUAUCAAGCCCCUUGGCUCAACCAUCAUGUGAACACAUUGGCUCGUCUCAUUUAGAGCAUUUAAUGAAGUUUUCUUCAGCUGGGUUUCACCACAUAAGGUCAUCCAUCCAUCCAUGCAUCAUCCGUACACUCCAAGUGGAAGCAUCCAUGUAUUCCAAAUGGAUCAACAAUCCAUCAGUGUGGUCGCUACAAAAUAUGCAUAUAAAAUUUACUAUUCUUGACUUUGACUAUUCCACGGCUGGGACCAGUUUCGGUUAUUGUUCUUAGACUGCCUGUUUUACAGUAAUUGGUGCAAUAAGUCUGUCAAGAACACAUUUUUAAAGGUUGUUGAAAUGCCUCAGGGAUAUCGCUUGACUGGCCAGCAAUCUGUUACACUAAAAUAUCUUCUUUCUUUCAAUGACUAAAGUGAUAAGAAUCUGCACAGACAUCUGAAUGUCAUGUCCCCUAUGGGGAAAACAACAAAAAAAGAUACCCUGUGCUUUUCUUAAAAGUAAUCAUCCUUGCCCAAAUCUUUCAAAUAAGUCUUUUUAAAAUGUUUUAAAAAAUAAAACAUUUUAAAAUUCAUUCUUUUUAAACUUGAAAGCCUUUUUACUGGUCAUAAUUCUAGAGAAUUUUUUUUUUUAAUGAACGCAAGAGCGAGACAUUUUUAUUACCAUAAAUAAACUUGGUGUAU